This is a messenger RNA of Centruroides sculpturatus (bark scorpion), 2004 nucleotides long. RefSeq names its product centromere-associated protein E-like. Bases 280 to 2004 code for a protein of 574 amino acids. The transcript has 8 exons. NCBI's taxonomy places the organism in Eukaryota, Metazoa, Arthropoda, Arachnida, Scorpiones, Buthidae. The record is from RefSeq and is a predicted model, not a curated record.
UUUUUGAUAUAUUUUAUUUAUUAAUAAAGUGUUAUUUAUAGUAGUACUCUUCAGAAAUUAGAUCAACUUCAUAAAGAAGAACUUUCAGAUUUAAGGGCAACAACUCGUGCCAACCAAUCGAAUCUGGAAAAUUAUGUUGCAAAAUUAAAGAAGCAGCAUAUAACACAAAAACAAUCAGAUUCCAAAGACUCAAGUACAAAUACAUCUGAAAAUGAAGGAAAGAAGGAUUUAAGUGAUACUUUUAGCAUUUCAAGUGAGAAAAGUAUAUCUCCUGCUGAAAUGUGUCCAAAUUGCAAAGUAAUUGCAGAUAAAACUAUAGAAAAGAAAGUAGAUUUAAUGAAAAAGCAGUCACUUAAACGUGAUAAAACAAUUCAAGGAUUGACUGAAAUUUUGUACAGGAAAGAGAAAGAUUUAAAAUAUUUCAGAAAUAAACUGGGUGAGAAAGAAGCUCUUGAUCAAUUAUUAAAGCUAGUCAAGCAGUCAGUCAAUAGUGCCAUUACUACAACAGAAAUUGAUCAAACUGUGAUAACUAAUUUAUCCAUUGCUCUUCGAAAGUAUUUGUCUACGUAUCAAGACAAAGAAGAAAUAGAAUCACUAGAAAAUAGCAUUGAGUCAUUUGAAAAACAUUAUUUGCAAUGGUUAACAAUGAUGCAAAAUAAAUCUGUUAAUAAAGAGGAGAGUUCACUUGAGGAAACUAAUGAUGAUAUGAAAAAAGAAUUGGCUUCCCUUCAUCAAGCAGUUAAGGAUAAAAAUUUAUUCAUACAGGAACUCUUGACUGAACGAAAAAAUGCUGUGACCGAGAACAGUAAAAGUGUAGAAAAUUUAUUGAAUAAUUUGAAACAAAAAGAUAUUUAUAUCCAAGAUUUACAAUCAAAAUUGGAAGAACUUGAAAAAUGCUUAAAGAAAGAAGAGAAUAUUAAAGAAAAGGAUUUAAUUCAGUCGAAAGUUGAUAUUACGGAAUUGAUGAACAAAAAGGAAGAAUUGGCAUCUGAUAACGAAAAAUUAAAGUUGGAGCAUUCUAAAAUUAAAGAGAAGCUUGAUGCUGUUUUAAGACAAAAAGAUAAUGAAAUAGAAAGACUUAAUGAACUUUGUGAAAAAUUACAACACAAAACUGAAGAAUUAGAAUUUGAAAUUGAUGAAAAAAUGGGAGAAUUGCAUGAAUGCGAAAAGGAAAGAGACAGUUUAAAAGAACAGUUUUCUUUGCAGAAAGAGAAAGCAAUAGACAUUGUAAAUUAUGAAAAAGAAAUUGAAUUGGUGAAAGAGCAGUUUGAAAAUAUAAAAUUGGAAUUAGAAAAUACAAAAUUAGCGAAUAAUACUUUACAAAAUGCGAUUACAGAAAAAGAUAAUUUGUUGGAAAUCGUUAAUAAAAGGCAUAUAGAAUUGCAGAAUGAAUAUAUUAAAAGUCAACAUAGUUUAACUGAAAAAGAUAAAUUAUUCUGUGAACUUAAAACAAAACUAGAAGAAAUGACAUCCGAUUUCAGUAAAAUAAAAAAGAUAAAACAGUUUGAAAGUGAUGAACUAGGAAGGUUACGAAAUGAAGGAAAAAUAGCAAUAGAUGCAAAAGAAAAACAAAUACAAGAAUUAAAAUGUUUGUUACAAGAAAAAACAUUAAUGAUUGAUGCACUGAAUGUUGAAUUAGAAUUGAAAGAGAAUGUAGCUGAACAAUUACAUGACAGUGAACACCAUAAAUCAGUUAAUAGGAAAGAUUUCAAAAUUAUGAGUAAAAGGAAUUCUUUGAAUAAAUUUGUGUCACAAUUGAAAAGACACAGUCUUCCUGUAUAUGUAGAAACUGAGAAAUGUUUUUCAAGACUAUUGGGCCAAAAUUUAACAAGUUUUGGACAGUCUGAUGAUAUUUAUGUUCUAAAAGAAGAAAUCUGUUUUCUUAUUCUUAAGAUAGAAAAUUUGGAACAGCAGAUUCAGGAGAGUAAUGGUGGCGUUGGUAGCAAUUUAAACCUGCUUUCUGGUGUUUCAGAAGUAUUUCCAGUAAGUUUAUUUUUAAUAUAA